UUACCGAACUGCCAAAUGUGGCAGAUUAUCUCCGUGGUAUCCACGCACGCAGAUGGCCAAGCUGUACAUAUAGCUCGAGAACGAUGUGUUCGAUGACUUGCUGUACCUGCUUUCUUUGGUGCCUUGCCGCUUGGUUCUUGAGUAUCUUGCGUUAUCGGGAAAUAAUGGAGCUUCUCACAUUCUUCCUCUUCGCCACCCAGGCAUACGCAGGGCUGCUCCCUGGCCCCAAGGGCUCCAGAGCUUCAGCUUCCUGUCGCUGCUUUCCCGGGGACAGUUGCUGGCCUGCAGCGUCAGCGUGGGCAAGUUUGAACAGCACCGUAGGGGGCCGACUUAUCGCCACUGUCCCUAUUGGAUCUCCUUGCCAUGAUCCCAACUACAGUGAUGCGGACUGCGCAGCGUUGCAAUCUGCAUGGCAGCUACCCCAGACGCAUCUAGCAUCCUCUUCGUCGGUCAUGCAAGCGUUCUUUGCGAACCAAAGCUGUGACCCAUUCACUGCACAAAGUUCACAAUGCCUUCUCGGCAACUAUGCUCGGUAUACCGUGAACGCGACGUCGAGCGCGGAUGUAGUUGCUGCCAUCAACUUUGCACGUACCAAGAACAUCCGUUUCGUCAUCCGAAACACUGGUCAUGACUACAAGGGAGCAUCUACUGGUGCUGGCUCGCUCUCUAUCUGGACUCAACACCUCAAGACUGCGCAAUUCCUUGAUUGGUCUGACUCUUCCUACAAUGGGAAGGCCUUCAAGAUGGGCGCCGGGAUCCUCGGCUACGAAGCGGUCACGCUUGCAGCCGCACAAGGUCUUGUUGUGCUCUCGGGCACAUGCCCAACAGUCGGAGCUGCAGGAGGCUACCUUCAGGGUGGUGGCCACUCUGCUUUGAGCACAAACUUUGGUCUGGCUGCUGAUCAAGUCCUCGAAUGGGAAGUUGCCACCGCAGCAGGCAAAAUCGUCAAGGCUUCGAGAACCACCAACCCAGACCUCUACUGGGCACUGAGUGGCGGCGGUGGUGGAACCUACGCCGUUGUGCUUUCGGCUACUGUGCGCGCCUACACCGAUGCCAAGGUCGGCGGCGCUCAGCUACAGAUGGCAGCCGCGUACACUACCCCCGACAAGUUCUACGAAGCCAUUGCAAGGUUCCACGCCAUGGUGCCGAACAUCACCGACAGCGGCACUUCGACCGCGUUCAUCUUCAACUCUCAAGUCUUCCAAAUUGCGCCGAUCACUGCAUUCAACCAGACAUCGGCGCAGGUGCAGACCACACUCGCCCCCUUCAUGGCGGUGCUAAGCGAACUCGCCAUUCCCUACUCCAUCACCUACUCCGACUCCACGAGGUACUACGACCACUACAACAAGUACAUGGGCCCGCUGCCCUUUGGCCAUCUCACAGUCGAGGCAUACCAGUUCUCCAGCCGCCUGAUCCCGCGCAAGGUGCUCGAGACGAACAACGAUGCUCUCCAAAAGGCGCUGCGCAACAUCACCGAAAACGGCGUCCUCGCUGUCUCGGUGGCAUUGAACGUCACGCGCCAGUCUAGCUCGCCGAACGCCGUACUCCCGGCGUGGCGCGAUGCCGCCAUCCACAUGCAGAUGACGCUCCCGUGGAACAACACGCCCUCUGCAUGGCCAAAGAUGAUCGCAGACCAGUACCGUCUUACGAACGAGCUUGUGCCGCAGGUUGAGGCGGUGACGCCGGGCAGUGGAGUGUACAUGAACGAGGGAGACUUUAGGACGGUGGACUGGCAGAGCAAAUGGUAUGGCGCGAACUACCAGAAUCUGUUGGCAGUUAAGAACAAGUGGGAUCCCGCGGGCUUAUUCUAUGGGCUGAAGACUGUGGGAAGCGAUGCGUGGACUGUGGGUAAUGAUGGACGCAUGUGUAGGGCAUAGACGUUGGAAGUCGCGAUGUCCACUUGCACGGCCUCUAGCAUGUAUUUUCAAUGUACAUAAUUCUCAGCGCAGGAUAUGACCUUUGACAUGCAGGAUUCUGACUGUCGAUAUGAAUACAGACGGAUCACAGCAAGGGUUUUCCCGCGUACAACAUCG
Molecule: messenger RNA, 2033 nt
Organism: Paraphaeosphaeria sporulosa
Lineage: Eukaryota; Fungi; Ascomycota; Dothideomycetes; Pleosporales; Didymosphaeriaceae
Product: FAD-binding domain-containing protein
Exons: 3
Coding region: 165-1877 (570 amino acids)
Molecular function (GO): FAD binding; oxidoreductase activity
Source: RefSeq, a predicted model, not a curated record